Molecule: messenger RNA, 1425 nt
Organism: Gastrolobium bilobum
Lineage: Eukaryota; Viridiplantae; Streptophyta; Magnoliopsida; Fabales; Fabaceae
Product: methionine gamma-lyase-like
Exons: 2
Coding region: 1-1323 (440 amino acids)
Biological process (GO): transsulfuration
Cellular component (GO): cytoplasm
Molecular function (GO): carbon-sulfur lyase activity; pyridoxal phosphate binding
Source: RefSeq, a predicted model, not a curated record
AUGGCUGACUUGCUAAACGACACAAACGACAUCGUCGUUGAGACCAACAGCGACGCAGCAAAGAAGUUAACCCCAUGGAGCGCCGAUAUGGACCCGGCCGCCGCAUUGGCCAGCGCGCGCCACGAGUUCGGCGAGCACGGCGGCGUUAACAUGUCAAUCGAAGCCUCCGCCACAUUCACCGUCAUGGAACCGGAAACCCUCCGCCGCAUGUUCGCCGGAGAACUCGGUCCCGAACGCGACUUCUUCAUCUACAGCCGUCACUUCAACCCAACCGUCCUCAACCUCAGCCGUCAGAUGGCGGCGCUCGAAGGCACCGAGGCCGCGUACUGCACCGCGAGCGGCAUGUCCGCCAUCUCCUCCGUCCUGAUGCAACUUUGCAGCAGCGGCGAUCACGUGGUCGCUUCCUCUGCCCUUUACGGUGGGACCCACGCGCUUCUCUCGGGUUUCUUUCCCAGGGCGUGCAACAUAACAACCACUUUCGUUGAUAUCUUGGAUUUGGAGACCGUUGAGGAUGCAAUCGUGGAAGGGAAGACCAAAGUGUUGUACUUUGAGUCCAUAGCGAAUCCGAGCCUGAAGGUUGCUAACAUACCCGAGCUGUGCAGGGUGGGUCACAAAAAGGGAGUGACUGUGAUUGUGGAUAACACGUUUGCUCCUAUGGUUAUUUCCCCUUCUCGUCUUGGAGCAGACGUCGUCGUUCACAGUAUCUCCAAAUUUGUCAGUGGUGGUGCUGACAUCAUUGCAGGGGCUGUGUGCGGGUCUGCGAGCCUAGUGAAUUCGAUGAUGAGCCUCCAGCAAGGGCCCCUUAUGCUGUUGGGUCCAACUAUGAAUGCCAAGGUGGCAUUUGAACUCUCAGAGAGAAUCCCUCACUUGAGUCUUCGGAUGAAGGAACAUUGCCACCGUGCAUUUGUGUUUGCCACCAGGCUCAAGAAAUUAGGACUCAAGGUUAUAUACCCUGGCCUUGAAGAUCACCCACAACAUGAAUUGUUGAAAGCCAUAGCCAACAAGGAUUAUGGGUAUGGUGGGCUUCUUUGCAUUGACAUGGAAACAGAGGAGAGGGCUAAUAAUUUGAUGCACCAAUUGCAGAACUAUGUUCAAUUUGGUUUCAUGGCUGUUAGUUUGGGCUAUUAUGAGACCCUCAUGUCAUGCUCUGGUAGUAGCACUAGCAGUGAGAUGAAUGAGGAGGAACAGAAGCUUGCUGGAAUCUCACCUGGCCUUGUAAGGAUGUCCAUUGGUUAUAUCGGGACAUUGGAGCAGAAGUGGACUCAGCUGGAAAAGGCAUUGGCUAGAUUUCAUCAUGAAUAUGGGUUCUCCCACAAGAAUUGAGUCAAUUGAGUCACUUGGGUUUAAUUUUAGUCUAUUUACGGUUUUUAUGUACUUUAUUUUGUGGGGUACUUAAAAGGGACUUGGAAGAAAUACGUGUUGCAA